AUGGCGAAAAUCAUUUCGCUUAGUGCGGUAAUCCUAGGCUGCAUCUUGCUGAGUCGCGCGGAACCAACAGUUAAUGCUGGAUAUACUAUCGGCGGGGAGGACAAUGGUUUCACGUACAGCAGCAACAUUAUCAACAGCGCGUAUCUACCUGGCGCAGGGAAAGAAAGUCAGAGAGAAACCAGCGAUUUUUAUAGCGGCGGAACUGGACACUCAUUGACCGGUGUGAGAAGUCAAGGAAACCUCGAAGAAAGUCUAAGGAGCAGCACUUAUAACGGAUUUUCACCUAGUUCCCACAACACCGGCUUCACUGGAUACUCCACUGCCGGACGAGAGAAUCUCGGCACGAGUUCUUACUUCAUGAACAACGCGGCCCAAUCUGGUUAUGAUAACUACGCGAGCAGCAGCAGCAACGUGGACUCCACGUUAGAUACUUACACCCAAGGCAGCGACCAGCCGGAAUCCGACUUCAGCCAAUUUUCGAUCACCAAGCACAAGACCCCAUCGUACAUGAGAUUUUCUGACAGCUUACCUGGAACGUCCAGUAUCGGAAGUUACCCAGAACUGAACAUGGAAGGAUCUUCUUUAAGAGGAGAAUAUUCCCCCGACAGCUUCAGGAGUCAUUCGUCUCAUUCUUCGGGAUUCAUGGAUGCCGAUCAAACCUUCAACAGGGAUGCUACCAGCCUCUUCAGCACUCCCAGCAGCGAUUACUCUUUCGGAAAACACAAGGAACCCGCGUUCGCGAUGACCGGCACUAACAAAUACACGAGCGAGGUGUAUUCUCCUCAUCCGGAUUCUCGAUACGUGCGAGGAAACCACGGGAAUGUUCGCGACUACGCUUCGACCAUGGCACUUUUGGCUAAUUCCGGUAGCACUCCGUUCAGAGGAUCCUCUGGCAUUUACGGCACCGGGAAAUUCAGCAAAUACAACAAAUACGCGAGCGACUAUGCUCCCGGCACGGGUUUAAACUAUCUCUCGAAAGAUCAAGACGUUGACAAUUAUUUUUUCGGUAAGAACACCGGCAGCGGGAAACUGACUGCGAUUAAAGAUGGCAGGCCGGGCAGUUACAGUAGUCAGUCGCCGUACCCCGUCCCCGGCGGACCUUCCUAUCUCGGUAAGCUCAUCGGAGGUUACAAAAGCAAGCCAAGUUUCGUAAGUUCAUAUCCUGGAAGUUCUCCGGUUAGUUAUUCGUCAAUGCCUAGCAGUUUGCACGGUAGUUUGAGUGGUAGCAAUUAUGGCGAGAAUCCUUUGAUGAGAAGAUACCGAAGUAGUAGUUACGGUUACGGACAUCCUAGUAUGUACCCUGGUUAUUACUGACGACGAGCUUGAAGUGUGAAGCGUUACGGAACUAUUUUCAUACCGCUCGAAGAUUUUCGAGGCAGCAGUCGCAGAUGUCACUGUACCCCUAAUGAGCGCGCUAUUUUUCACCGGCAUUUUUAUCCCGUUUAUUGGCUGCCCGUUUCACAAACUGUCAGCCGGAUAUUAAUCAUUCCACUGUUACGGCUCUGGCUUUAUUUCUUCUAAGGAUAAAGAAUGAAAGGGUCGGUGGAGAGGAGGGACGGAAGGAAGGAGAACUCGUGUUCCUUUAUUAGCAAGUCGGUCGCGCAGUUCGAACCGAGGACCUGUCGAGGGAUCGGAACGACGCGUCGGUCUCCACGAAUGGAGUGAAGAUACGAAC
Ceratina calcarata is the source of this 1675-nucleotide messenger RNA. RefSeq names its product filaggrin-2. The record is from RefSeq and is a predicted model, not a curated record. The transcript has 6 exons. Lineage: Eukaryota; Metazoa; Arthropoda; Insecta; Hymenoptera; Apidae. The coding region runs from base 1 to 1314 and encodes 437 amino acids.